AUGAAAGUUAGAAUCCAGAAGAAAGAAAGCGAGAAACAGGCUGGUCAUGGAAGUCACAGUCCCUAUGAUCAGAAAAGGUUGCAUAAAUUUCAUGCAAGGCUUCAGAAAAAUAGGGCUGGUAAGAGGAACCGAGUGCAGUCUAGAAUGAGAAGCGCAACUAAGAUGAAGGUUCCAGAUGUGUCUUUUAAAGACCGCACUGGUUACUGUUAUCUAGACCCAAACGGCAAUGUGCCAGCAUGUCCACAUGGGCCAUGCAUUCUGUUAGGAAGGAAGUCAAGAUCUGGAAAAGUUAUCGAUCGAAAGUUUGUCUGUGCGGUAUUUCGUAAAGGCGAAUGCGAUUUCUCAUGCCCUGUUGCAGAAGAUGGGUCUCUCACAGUUCCAGAAGCUUCUGUUUCUACGGUAGAUAGUGGUGGCCUUAAAAAGAGUGCUCCCUUCAGAAAAAUUUAUAAAAGCAUCAAACGACUUUCGGCAGCGGAUGAGAAUCUUUUUUACUGCAAGACGUGUAAUGAUGCGGUUUCUUCAACCCAUACACACUCAGUAGUUGGUCCGUUGAAGAAGACGCAAUUCAGGAAGCCUUCAGUUCUUUUCUCAUUAGAUGAUUCUAAGUCUAGCAAAGCCCAAUUCUGGUUCUCGGAAGACUGCCUACGGGUUUUAGACGAUAUCAUAAGUGAUAAUGAUUUUGAUGGUGUUUUAUGUAUCGGUACUCCGACUGUCUUCGAAUUUAUACAGUGCGAUCCCGAGAGAAGGGCUCGGUUAAAAUCAUUUUUACUGGAUUUGGAUGGACGUUUUGGAGCCUUUUACCGAUCUACUCAGUUUGCUCAAUACAGUAUGUUAGUUGAUCAUUUUUACAACGCAUUAAGUUUAAAGAAGGUAAAUCAGUAUUUUAAAUCUGUACAAAAACUAGUUAUCAUAUGUGAUCCUCCCUUUGGAAUCCUCACGGAACCGUUGCUGAGAGCUUUAGAAAAGCUUCAGGACAGAUACCGUCUCACGGACGCGUCGUAA
This is a messenger RNA of Enterobius vermicularis (human pinworm), 1002 nucleotides long. The record is from the annotation of a GenBank genome assembly. Lineage: Eukaryota; Metazoa; Nematoda; Chromadorea; Rhabditida; Oxyuridae.